This is a messenger RNA of Colletotrichum destructivum, 232 nucleotides long. RefSeq lists its product as uncharacterized. NCBI's taxonomy places the organism in Eukaryota, Fungi, Ascomycota, Sordariomycetes, Glomerellales, Glomerellaceae. The coding region runs from base 1 to 204 and encodes 67 amino acids. The transcript has a single exon. The record is from RefSeq and is a predicted model, not a curated record.
AUGGUUCCCUCGGGCCAUUCUAAAAUUGCUUGUCGUGGUCGCAAGUCCUCUUGGGUCGUGGUCCUGACUGAGGAGCGCUCUAGAUGCGGCGUCUGCUGGGAUCAAGGAAAAUAUGUUGUUCAAAUGAUCGGUUCACAUAGCGCAGGAUGUGGUUCACAUUCUCGCCCAGUUGAAAACAUAGCUCUCGUAUCGGCCCUGAGUUAGUGACGCAAGCGUGCGAUCCGAACAAGAC